AUGAGGGAAUGCAUCUCGAUCCACAUCGGUCAAGCUGGUAUCCAGGUCGGAAACGCCUGUUGGGAGCUCUACUGCCUUGAACAUGGCAUUCAGCCUGAUGGCCAGAUGCCGAGUGACAAGACUGUUGGAGGAGGUGACGAUGCUUUCAACACCUUCUUCAGUGAAACCGGCGCAGGCAAGCACGUGCCACGUGCUGUCUUCGUCGACCUUGAACCCACUGUCAUCGACGAGGUCAGAACCGGUACUUACCGUCAGCUAUUCCACCCUGAACAGCUCAUCAGCGGUAAAGAAGACGCUGCCAACAACUUCGCCCGUGGACAUUACACCAUUGGGAAGGAGAUUGUUGAUCUUUGCUUGGACCGUAUCAGAAAGCUCGCUGAUAACUGUACUGGUCUCCAAGGCUUCCUUGUCUUCAACGCUGUUGGUGGAGGAACUGGGUCUGGUCUUGGCUCUCUUCUCCUUGAGAGGCUCUCUGUGGACUAUGGGAAAAAAUCCAAGCUUGGUUUCACUGUUUACCCAUCUCCUCAGGUCUCUACAUCUGUUGUUGAGCCUUACAACAGUGUCCUCUCCACUCACUCUCUCUUGGAGCACACUGAUGUCUCCAUCCUCCUCGACAAUGAAGCUAUCUAUGACAUCUGCAGACGUUCCUUGAGCAUUGAGAGGCCUACUUACACCAACCUCAACCGUCUUGUCUCUCAGGUGAUUUCAUCCUUGACUGCUUCUUUGAGGUUUGAUGGUGCUUUGAACGUUGACGUCACUGAGUUCCAAACCAACUUGGUCCCAUACCCGAGAAUCCACUUCAUGCUUUCCUCCUACGCUCCAGUCAUCUCCGCUGAGAAGGCCUUCCACGAGCAGCUCUCAGUCGCUGAGAUCACAAACAGCGCCUUUGAGCCAGCUUCCAUGAUGGCCAAGUGUGACCCACGUCAUGGUAAAUACAUGGCUUGCUGUCUGAUGUACCGUGGUGAUGUGGUCCCUAAAGACGUGAACGCAGCUGUCGGAACCAUCAAGACCAAGCGCACGAUCCAGUUUGUUGAUUGGUGUCCAACUGGGUUCAAGUGCGGUAUCAACUACCAGCCACCAACUGUUGUUCCGGGAGGGGAUCUUGCUAAAGUGCAGAGAGCUGUGUGUAUGAUCUCCAACUCCACGAGUGUUGCUGAGGUGUUCUCGAGGAUUGAUCACAAGUUCGAUCUCAUGUACGCCAAGCGUGCUUUCGUUCACUGGUAUGUGGGUGAGGGUAUGGAGGAAGGAGAAUUCUCGGAGGCUCGUGAGGAUCUUGCAGCUUUGGAGAAGGAUUAUGAAGAGGUUGGUGCUGAAGGUGGUGACGAUGAGGAUGACGAGGGUGAGGAGUACUAA
Eruca vesicaria subsp. sativa (arugula) is the source of this 1353-nucleotide messenger RNA. The record is from the annotation of a GenBank genome assembly. NCBI's taxonomy places the organism in Eukaryota, Viridiplantae, Streptophyta, Magnoliopsida, Brassicales, Brassicaceae.